UCAUUUGGCCACCUCAGUCGGAGCGCAAAGGACACGGCGGCGGCGGUAACGGCGGCCACGGAGGUUACGGCCACCAACAGCCGGCAGUGUUUCCUUACAACGUGAAGGAGUACGGGAGGAAAGGAACAUACCGCAGUAACUACCAGAACGGGGACGACGGCUACCGCUUCGCUCGCACUCACCAGCGCUUCGGCAAGGGCGACCCUUACCACCACACCGAUCACUAUGGCAACAGCAUCCAAACAGACAAGGACUACAAUAAGCGCAUUAGCUACGAUUUCGUAGCCACUCCCUACGGUCAGUACCUGACGGGGAAACACAGCAAUCGUGGCCGUUAACGUCGGGGUCGCUGCGGCUAGCGGCCGGGCGUACGUACAGCUGGACUAGCAGGUACUAGUGAGCAUUAGUAAGUGAGUCAUCAUUUAACACCACACACAUGAUGUUAUAUAUCACUGACAUUGUAAGCACACAACCUGCACAAUAAUUAUACACCUGCACCACAAACACGCGAUCAUCAUAGCUUGUAAUAUAGACACGGGUUGUAAUGCGUAUAAUAACAUACACACACGUCGCGUAAAUAUGUAUAUAUAUAUAAUAAUAUCACACGCGUUUAUUUAUGCUUUUUUUACUUAUCACUGCAGAUGAUUAAGUUAGGAUGGAUUGUGGUUCUGUUUGAUGCAAUCAAACAUAAAUACAAACAAACAUUUAUUAUACACGCGACAGGAGAAUGAGUUAGAAAACUGCCGCAUAAGAGCUGCCAAUAUAUAAUAACGUAGCGGCGCUUUUAUUAGCCUUAUACCAUUAUCUUAUUACCUUAUAUAUUUAUCCAUAUCAACAUACUAUGAGGAUGAUAUCAGAAACUCAAUAAUUAAUAUAUUAUAUUUAAUGAACUUGCUCUAAUAGAAUAUUGCUGUUUUAUAUUGUGAAUCAUACAAGGUACAUAACUUACACUACUGUCUUGUUUUGUGAAACUGAUACGUCAUCAGUUUGUGUGCUUGUUCUGUGAAACUGAUACGUCAUCAGUUUGUGUGCUUGUGGCGUCAAUACGUUUGUCGUGGCUUGUCCUAUCAUACUACAUUGUACGUGUAUUGUAUCGCAUCGCCAUGUUUUGCACUGUUUUGUACAAUGUUCGUAUCACAUCGCACUUUAUUGUCUCGUACUCUACACGAAAGUGUUACGUAUACCUAGCAUAAACAUCUAUUGCAUGCUAGCAUCGCCUAUGAUAUACCACAUGUGACGUCACGCGUUAAGAAGCCAUUGCUAGAAGCGCAAUACUGUUACGUUUCAGGUUUUGUUUGAAUAUUUUAUUGUUAUUCGAUUACUAUAAUAUCGAAGUUAUAGUUAUAUAUA
Priapulus caudatus is the source of this 1350-nucleotide messenger RNA. Its product is annotated as cold and drought-regulated protein CORA-like. The record is from RefSeq and is a predicted model, not a curated record. Lineage: Eukaryota; Metazoa; Priapulida; Priapulimorpha; Priapulimorphida; Priapulidae.